This is a messenger RNA of Durusdinium trenchii, 5409 nucleotides long. The record is from the annotation of a GenBank genome assembly. Lineage: Eukaryota; Dinophyceae; Suessiales; Symbiodiniaceae.
AUGGGCCGCGGUCAGAGCCAUCGGAAGAAGGCCAGGGCAAUGCAGCAGCCAAUGACGAUGAUGAAUCCGAUGUUCAUGAACCCGGCAAUGAUGAUGGGCAUGGGCAUGCCGGGCAUGCAACCAUGGGGAAUGAACCCCAUGGGAAUGAUGCAAGGAGGGAUGCAUCCACCUCGUGGUCGUGAUGAGGGUUCAGAUGAUGGUGACCUUACCUCGGAAUCCGAUGGUGGUCAGCCCGCAGCUUCAGCAGCAAAGGCUUCCGCUGCAAGAGUGCCGUCCUUGGACACUGAGGAUGCAGCCAAUGAAGCUCUGAUGAACUUGAUGCACAGCAGGGCGCAGCUCUUUUCAUCGAAAGAUGAGGGCGACAAGAUCACCCGGAGCGCAGCGAUGAUCCGCAAUCUCCCCAAGGACCGCUGUUUUGAGUCCAAGAAGAUGUGUUUCACUACUAUUUUUAAGGUGCAGAAUGCUGUGACAGCGAUGAAGGCGGAACCGAUGUUGUCAGAUGGAUUCAUCAACGCCCUGUCUGAAGCUCAAGGCUAUCAGGAGGUGUGGAUGGUUGAGCAUGAGCCCAAAGCCCGUGGACGGGGUGCGAAGGCCGUGGCCGCAGAGCGGGCAAGAGAAGUUGAGACCAACCGCAGCCUACCAGAGAUGAUGAGGGGUGCUCAGUUCUCCGUGGCUCCGGUUUCAGCUCUGUCGCUGCAAGGACCACCUCCACAUCGCUCGACCGUGAAUCAGGAAGCGCCUGCUCGCCCUCCAAUGGCUGUGCCUGUCCGACCUCCUGUCGCUCCCAAUGUUGACCAGAUGCUUGUGGAAUUGGCAGCUCACCCCAAAGCCAAGGCGGCGGCCCGUCCCAUGUUGCCUCCUCCACCUGUUCUUCUCAAUGGUCGUGAGCUGGAGUCUCUGCAGGUGAUGGCAAAUGAUGCUGCAGCUGAAGACCAAGACUUAGACCACGACUUAGACCAAGCCUUAGACCAGCUGGAGCAGACGGAUGAGGCCGAGCCUGCAAAUGGUGCAGAGGCGCAGCGUGAGCCUACAAAUGGGCGUCAGGAAGAGGAGGACAUCAACAUUUGCAUCAUCUGCCGCCAAGCUCUGACCGCCCCGGAUCCGGAGUUGGGUGGGCCCCAAAUGUUGCAUUGCGGGCAUACGUUUCAUGCAGCGUGCCUUGCCCAGACAUGGCGCAUCGGUAACCAUGCGCAAGGAUGGUGUCCCUUCAAGUGCAACGUGCGAGCUAUGGCGCUGCAAGCGCACCAAGCUGGCUCAAAUCCGCCUCAAUUGGUCUCAAAACAAGCCACCAUGGACGCGCUCAACCAGAAAGUGAAGAGCAUCCAACAGCGGGAGCAAGAGAUUGAGAGACGAUUUGAGGAAACAAGCAAGUUGGUAGAUCGAUCCACCUUGGGCGCGGUGGCGGACUUCCCGGUGAACGACGAGGGUCAGAUCUAUGUGGCUGGCGCUGAGGCUGAGAUGGAGCAGUUGCAGCAAGAGUUGAACCAUUUCUACACCAUAGACGACCAGUGUGGUGGAAGAUCGCAAAGGGUGUGGGCUCACUACUUGAGUGUGGCCUUUCCAUGGAUGGCAGGAUGGUGUAUUAACAGCAUGCUCCUGGCCCUGCUAAUGCGAGCCGUGCAUCAUAGGCGUUGUGGCCACUGUUGGCUACAAUACAUCGAAUUCUUUUGUGGCCAGGGGAACUUGUCGAAGCAGGCCUUGCGCAAAGGCUGGCAGGGAGUCAGCCUGGACCAGGAGGUGAACCAGAGUCACGACUUGUUGGAGCCUCACGGCCUCGAGUUGUGGCGGAAGACUCGCUUGCUAGGAGAGGUGAAGAUGGGCGCUAUUCAGGAUGCAAAGAACGGCUUGUGGAAAGCCAAGUCUAUUCACCAAUGUUUGGACAAGCAAUCGUUGAAGCGAUCCAAGAGGAGUGGUUUGGCGUAUGAGGCUGUGUUGUUGUGCAUGGAGAAGUUUGAGGCCUUGAGAGAGGCUUGCCAAAAGAUUUGCAACCUCCUGGGCGACCGUUUGAUCAUCCAACCACUCAAGAAUUUGUGGUGUGAUUUGACGACCCUUCGUGUGCUGGUCAACCUCUCUUGUGGUGGAGGCAGCCUGCUGGAUGAAGGCAAUCCGCUGGCAUGGAGUGAGAUACCCGCGCACUUGGUCCAAUGUCCUGAGAGCAUACCGCUUCCAACAAAGCAGCUGCAGCUGAAAGCAUUGUGGAGACAACGCUGGACGCAGAUUGUGUCACGCAUUUUAACCUUGCUGCAGACGCUUCGACGCAUGCAGGCCAACAACGCUUUACGCGCCGAGAAGAUGGCAGAGUCAGGGCUGGAUAUCUUCACGAGGACGGAGGAGAAGAAACGUGCAUUGGAAAUCAUGAUGGCCCGUGAAACUCCUGAAUCUGUGCCUGCCUUCAUGGAGAAUUGGGAGGCCAUCAAAAAAGAAUUGCGGUAUUUUGCAAGAGUUCACAAGCUACCUGCAGAGUGGUCAAAUGUGAUGUCCAGGAAGAAUUGGGCGACUUUGAGUGAAGAAGCCAUUCACAAAGGUAUUGCAGCGCUGAACUUUUUGCGGCACUAUUCUAUGUUCAACCUUGCGCAAGAAGGGGUUCGGAUUCAAUCUGGACAGUUGAGCAAAUUUGCCAUGGAACUUACCAUCAUGUGUAACAGAGAUGAAUUUGAUGAGGUUCGAUACAUUGGCUUCAGUCUUGGUUCUGCAGACUGGGCAGUGCUUUUUUGGCCUCUUCAACGCUUCUCUGAUGGCUCCGGCAAAGACCUCUUUUACUUAGACCCAGCGGGUACAGCCGAGUGGAAGUUCUUGCUCAGUCCUCAACGGUGGCAGGUUGUGGAUCAUGAGGUGGUGGUUGAAAGUGGCAAGAUCUUCAUGGCACCAACUACUUCGCAGCCGCUUUUGAAAGCAUUUUUUGGAAACAUGCAAUGUCAAAAGUCAGUGACAAUACCAGACAUGGCUUUGCUUGCUGAAGUGUUGACCAUGCCGGAAGAGCUCUUCAAUGUCAAGCGUAUGCGACGCGAUCAGCUGUUGCACGCUCUUGUAGACAAAAUUGGGGCCAACGAUGAGCCGUGGGUCAAAAAAACAAAGGAACUCAUGCAGACUCCCAUAAAAAGGAAAAACAUCGGUGAUGUGCUUGACGAGCUGGUUCUUUCAGAAAUGCCAUUGGAGGAGCAGCGUGAGUUUAGAGAAGUAGCAGAGGAGAUCCAGUCCAAGAAACAAACCGGCUGGUCGAUUGUAGAACAAAAGUGGCGCGACAGUGCUGUGAGUGGACCAGAUGCAGAAAUUGAAGUGGCAGCUCCGGUUGUGGAGCCCAGAGUUCCGGAAGUAGUUGCUCCAGCUGUGGCAGAACCCAAUGCAGCCCCUGAAGCUCUUGCGCCCGACGCAGCUGAAGUAGCUGUGCUCGAUGGUGCCCCUCAACCUCCAGCUGCGGGAGCAGCCCCAGGUGAUGCUCGGCCUGACCCUGCACCUCGUGGGCCAAGAGCCGCUGGCCGUGGAUUUAUCAACGUGUGGACAGAUGUGCAGCGCUCGAGUUGCUCCAGUGUUGCAGGCCAGAUUAAGUUGGAUCCCUUUCCGGGAUCUCGGGAUGCACCUACAUGGUUCAUGCGCAUCAAGCAAGCCGAUGGCUCAUGGGCGAGUAAGUUUCCAGGCUUUAGGAGGAGGACCACGCAUGUGAUCGGAGAGAGUGAGGACUUCCCGGUGAGGUUGUCCUGGUUCAUCGUCAGUGAGCUUGGGGCAAGUUUGAUUUGCAAAGCGUUUAUUCAAGGGCAGUGGUGGAGGGCGAUGGUGAUGGCGAUUUGUUUCUCAGAGGCCACGACAAUGAUCAACGGACCCCACGACUGCAUAGGUGCGCCGCCACCUGACUGCAAUGCGGCUGAUUUUCGCGGGACGGCUUGGGACAUGGGGUCCCCGCUGCCGCGGAUGUCCGGGUCCCCCUCUGAGCCGGAGAGUUCACCGAGGUCUGGCCGCAUUCCACCUGCCUCCGGGUCUCCGGUCCCUCGGAGAGGGACCCUCUGGCAGGUUGAGAUCCUGGAGACGCCGCCCAAGAGCACCAAGAAGGGCACAGAGGUUGCUUCAUCCACGGUCAUCCUGGAUGCUGAACCAGCGUCGCCAUCGAAGGGCUCUCCAUCGAAGACUCCAAGAACGCCGAUUGGUCAAGAGCCUGUCACUCCAGUGAUGAAACAUCGUUGGUCGACACCUGGGAGGCCGUUGGUCAAGCCAAAGAAUUUGAGCAUGUUUUUCAGCCCAGCACCAAAGGUGAAGAUCUCGCCGGUCGACCGGCGCGCGCAGGAACCGCCUGGUGUCGAGUCUGACCCAGCCCAGUGCGGAGCGCAGGGCUGGGUCAGGGGUUCCGAUCUGAAGGAAGUCAAGGAGAGCACUCCUGAAAGGGAGCCUCCAACAGAUGGGUCUGUUGCAGAGGCUCUGACAGUGUCGUUGCCGAAGAUCUCCACUGCGGCGGUCUUGGGCCAUCGGGGGACACUGGAUCUCUUCAGGAGACGGCUCCGGCGGCAAAAGCUCACCAGCUCCGGCGCAGAGGUGAAGGCCAGAGGCCGGAGGAAGGUGACGAAGGUGACGGCUACGGCAAGGAGGGCGAAGGCAAAGAAAGGCAGCGUGCCGCUGUGGAAGCUGCGCAAGGAAGUGGGGAAAGCUCUAGCAGCUCCCAUGACGAAGGUGAUCGCGCGGCCGGUCACCAGAAAAGCGAAGCUCGCGGCCGGGCAGAGGGCAGCCCUAGCAGAGAAGGUGCAGGUAGCUGAACCUGCCGGAAGCCAGGGUGCUUUACCACCAGUUCUGCCUGAGGAAGCAACGCGGCUUGCUCCUGGCAAAGAACCGCCUAUGCGCAUGAUCCUGGCCAAGGAGGAUGCCAUGAAGACUAGCAGGGUGGUCAUGCCUUUGAUCCCACCACUCCCAGUGCCUCAGCCUCCUCAGGCUCCGGCCGCUGAGGGGAAGUGCAGCGAAGGCGACAGCGACGAUGAUCUGCCGCUGUCUGACCUGGUCGAAAAGAGGUCGACCUUGGCAUCGUUGCGGCCGAAUCGACCUCCCACAACGUGGUCAGAGCAACUUCGGUACCCUUUGGACAGCGCGACCUUCCCAAUCCGGAUCUAUCCGAUCGGAGAGGAGCCAGCUGACGAGGUAGAUGAUCCAUGGUCUUCAUGCUCAGAGCCUGAAGAUGGUGAUUUGCUGGAUGGCCCUGCGGUCCGGGAUCCUCACGACCGACCUGGAGGACUCGAGGCCGGUGUGACGACCCUCCUCUGGUGCCGCAGCAGCUUUGAGAGGCUGCUUGGAGAGAAGACAUAGACUUCAGAGGCCUUUCGCUUCUGAUGAGGUGACGGCCGGUGCCAGAUUCUGCCAGAUUGCACGACUGAUUGCUGAGACCAAACGAGCAACCAUUGGUUGCUGAGCUGUGCCAUCCAACCAGGAAUGCUC